Tachyglossus aculeatus (Australian echidna) is the source of this 4769-nucleotide messenger RNA. RefSeq names its product transient receptor potential cation channel subfamily C member 5 (gene TRPC5). Gene Ontology annotation, cellular component: cation channel complex; membrane. Gene Ontology annotation, molecular function: store-operated calcium channel activity; inositol 1,4,5 trisphosphate binding; protein binding. The coding region runs from base 1 to 2988 and encodes 995 amino acids. The record is from RefSeq and is a predicted model, not a curated record. Lineage: Eukaryota; Metazoa; Chordata; Mammalia; Monotremata; Tachyglossidae. Gene Ontology annotation, biological process: manganese ion transport; calcium ion transmembrane transport; regulation of cytosolic calcium ion concentration. The transcript is spliced from 11 exons.
AUGGCCCAGCUGUACUACAAAAAGGUCAACUACUCGCCCUACCGAGACCGCAUCCCGCUGCAGAUCGUGCGGGCCGAGGUGGAGCUGUCCGGGGAGGAGAAGGCCUACCUGACGGCCGUGGAGAAGGGCGACUACGCCAGCGUGAAGCACGCCCUGGAGGAGGCCGAGAUCUACUACAACAUCAACAUCAACUGCAUGGACCCGCUGGGCCGCAGCGCCCUCCUCAUCGCCAUCGAGAACGAGAACGUGGAGAUCAUGGAGCUCCUGCUGAGCCACAGCGUGUACGUCGGAGACGCCCUCCUCUACGCCAUCCGCAAGGAGGUGGUCGGAGCCGUCGAGCUGCUGCUCAGCUACCGGAAGCCCCGAGGGGAGAAGCAGGUGCCCACCCUGAUGAUGGACACGCAGUUCUCCGAGUUCACCCCGGACAUCACUCCCAUCAUGCUGGCCGCCCACACCAACAACUACGAGAUCAUCAAGCUCCUGGUGCAGAGGCGGGUGACCAUCCCUCGGCCCCACCAGAUCCGCUGCAAUUGUGUGGAGUGUGUGUCCAGCUCGGAGGUGGACAGCCUGCGCCACUCCCGCUCCCGGCUGAACAUCUACAAGGCCCUGGCCAGCCCGUCGCUCAUCGCCUUAUCGAGCGAGGACCCGAUCCUGACGGCCUUCCGCCUCGGCUGGGAGCUCAAGGAGCUCAGCAAGGUGGAGAACGAGUUCAAGGCUGAGUACGAGGAGCUGUCUCAGCAGUGCAAACGUUUCGCCAAGGACCUGCUGGACCAGGCCCGCAGCUCCCGGGAACUGGAGAUUAUCCUGAACCACCGGGAUGACCAGAGCGAGGAGCUCGACCCCCAGAAGUGCCACGAUCUUGCCAAGCUAAAGGUAGCAAUAAAGUAUCACCAGAAAGAGUUCGUCGCCCAGCCGAACUGUCAGCAGCUGCUCGCCACCCUAUGGUACGAUGGCUUCCCCGGCUGGCGGAGGAAGCACUGGGCGGUGAAGCUGCUGACCUGCGUGACGAUCGGACUCCUGUUCCCCGUGCUGUCUGUGGCCUACUUGAUCGCCCCCAAGAGCAGGCUGGGACUGUUCAUUAAAAAGCCAUUUAUCAAGUUCAUCUGCCACACCGGCUCCUACUUAACGUUCCUCUUCAUGCUCCUCCUGGCCUCUCAGCACAUCGUCAGGACCGACCUCCACAUGCAGGGCCCCCCGCCCACCAUCGUGGAGUGGAUGAUCCUGCCCUGGGUCCUAGGUUUCAUCUGGGGGGAGAUUAAGGAGAUGUGGGACGGUGGAUUUAACGAGUACGUCCACGACUGGUGGAACUUGAUGGAUUUCGCCAUGAAUUCGCUCUACCUGGCGACCAUCUCCCUGAAGAUCGUGGCCUAUGUCAAGUUUCACGGCUCGCGUCCGAGGAAUGAGUGGGAGAUGUGGCACCCUACCCUGAUCGCCGAGGCCCUCUUUGCAAUAUCCAACAUUUUGAGUUCCUUGCGUCUCAUAUCACUGUUUACAGCCAACUCGCACCUGGGGCCCCUGCAGAUCUCCCUGGGACGCAUGCUUCUCGACAUCCUCAAGUUCCUCUUUAUCUACUGCCUGGUGCUUCUGGCUUUCGCCAAUGGAUUGAACCAGCUCUAUUUUUAUUAUGAGACCAGGGCUGACGAAGAACCCAACCACUGCAAGGGGAUCCGAUGUGAGAAACAGAACAAUGCCUUCUCCACGUUGUUCGAGACCCUCCAGUCGCUCUUCUGGUCCGUGUUUGGCCUCUUGAACCUCUACGUCACCAACGUCAAAGCCCCGCAUGAGUUCACGGAAUUCGUGGGCGCCACGAUGUUCGGCACGUACAACGUCAUCUCCCUGGUGGUCCUGCUCAACAUGCUCAUAGCCAUGAUGAACAACUCGUACCAACUCAUCGCCGACCACGCCGACAUCGAGUGGAAGUUUGCGCGGACGAAGCUGUGGAUGAGUUACUUCGACGAGGGGGGCACCCUGCCGCCCCCUUUCAACAUCGUCCCCAGCCCCAAGUCGUUCUGGUACCUGUGCAAGUGGGCUCACGCCCGCCUCUACCCCGACGCGGACGCCGACGACGAGCAGAAGAGGCACGAGAACCUGAAGACCUUCACGGAACGCCACGCUGACAACCUGAUUCAGAAUCAACACUACCAGGAAGUCAUCAGGAAUCUAGUGAAGAGAUACGUGGCCGCCAUGAUUCGGAACACCAAGACGAACGAGGGGCUGACGGAGGAGAAUUUUAAGGAACUGAAGCAGGACAUCUCGAGCUUCCGCUACGAAGUGCUCGACCUUCUGGGCAACCGCUGCAAGCCCCCGCGGCGGAGCUGCUCGGCCGGCAGCAGCUCCGACCUCUCGCAGCGGGACGACGCCGGCGACGAGCCCCGCGGCCGCCAGCGCGACCGCCCCAAGGCCAAGAGCGUCUCCUUCGACCUGGCCCGCAGAAAGCAGGACUUCCACGUGUCGGCCCUCAUCCAAACCGUGGCGGGGAUGGACGCGACGGCGGCCGCCCCGGGGCCGGAAGAGAGGCCCGGCGGCAACGGGCUGAGCAAGCGCUCCUUCGUCCGCAACGGCAACCGCCUGCAGAGACUGUCGGGGUCCAAGAAGGAGUCCUUCCAGAGACUGGGCCUCCUCUUCUCCAAAAUGAACGGCCACCUCCCGGAGCCCGGCCCGGCCUCGGGCCCGGCCUCCGUCUACGCCAUCUCCGACGGGGUGGUCCAGCCCCACUUCAUGUGGCGGGACCUCGGGUGCUCCGACGGGGAGAGGGGCGAGGACGGCUCCGGGAGCGAAUCUCACCUCAGUGAGGUGGACGCCAGGCUGACGGGCCCCGCCCGGCCCCUAGGCCGCGGCUCUCUCCGGCGCGCCUCCGGCAUCUGCAACUCCAACUCCAGGCUCCUCGACUCCACGGAGGACGUGUUUGACUCCUGGGGAGAGGCCUGUGACUUGCUGAUGAACCAGUGGAAGGAGGGGCAGGAAGACCACGUCACCACUCGGCUCUGAGCCGGGGUGGGGCGGGAGUCCCCGGCCGCCCCUUCUUCGCCCCCGCUCCCCACCUCCUCACCUUCCCCGCCCUGGAUCUCAGAGCUGCCUUCACCUCUUUCGGUCUUUCUGAUUCACCUUUUGCCAUCUGCAGAUGCCCGAUCGGUCUGGGGGCUUCCUGUCAUCGACGGGCUGGCCCACGCCCGGCCCGGCCGGGGUUUUAAACCGUCCGUCCACUUCGCCUCCCCACGCACCCAGGCACCCUCCCCUCCCCCUGCUCCACCGUUAGCCCAGCCACACCCCGAUCUCUGAAGCCCCCCAGGACUGCUCCGGGACAAGGCCUAGGGUGAUGCAUCCCGCGGCUCCCGGUGUCCAGCAAAAGCACGUGCCUCACGCUUCCCGAUCCGGCCCCGGAAACCAGCCGGACGACAGGACCUUUCCCGCCAGGGGCCAGCCCAUGAUGCCCAGGUUCCACAACGGCAGUCGGAGCCCGGGUGAUCCAGGCAGACGCGCGUCAUCUUGCUCCUUGAGUCCCACCGAGCCCUUCCCGCCGCCUCAGGCGGGGUCCGCGUCCCGGCUCGCUCGGGGGUCCCGCAGACCCCACGAGGAGGAGGCCCGGGAGGGUCGGCGCUGAAGAGGUUCGGGCCUGGAGAUCCCAAGCGAAGGUCACCCCUGCCCGCUCCCACCAAGCCCAACUUUCUCCUCUCCACCCCCACCCCGAGCCAGGCUCUGCCCCCAACCUGCUCACGGAGUGUUGAGUACCUUGGCAGCGCCCACCGAGGGCAAUGUACCAGUGCUGAGCACCGAGUUCUUUCACUUCAAGGCAGCUACGGGGCAGAGUCCGGCUUCAGACCCUCCCCCUCCAUCUCCACCCAUCAGCCCCCUUGAAAAUGGGCCUUGAGAAGAGACUCUCCACUCUGAUUCCUACCUUCCCACCCCCCGCUACCCCCCUCCACCAUCUUCCCCAGCGCCAAAGGGCUCAGGCUGCUCAAAGGCAUUUUUAGAAGGCCGGCCGGGUUUCAGCCGAGAAGAGUUUUAACAGGGCAUCCUGCAAACAUCAUUUCUUAAGCACCAGAAUUUUGAAAAAAGCCAUCGUCUUCUGAGAGCGCAAAGAAAGAAUGCCGACUGCUUUAGAAUACAUUUCUGCCUCCUCCGUCCGGAGACCCACGCCGACCCCUCCUCCGCCGGAAAAGCCGUCGCCGACCACCAACCGAAGCCGACCGGUGAGUGGGACCCGACGUGGACCAACUCCUGGGGCCCUCAAACCUCCAGCGGAGAGGACGACGGGCAACCAUCAAGCCCCGCACAAGUCCCGAGGUCCGUCCGUCACCUGUCCACCGGGCAGCCGAACCUUAUUUAACCACACGAUGGGUCAAAUAGAAAUUUCUACUCCCUGCUCAGUGCUCCCGGCUCUUCCCCCGCCCCCAAAGCAUAAAGGCCUCGGGUGAUGGUGGUUUUGGUGAGGUUGUCCCUUUCUCCCGUUUGGGGGGAUCCGUGACCAUCUCUGGCCUCCGGGGCACAAGGAGGAGGGCAGAGCCCCAUGGUCUCACCAUCCGGGUCACGGCCUCACGCCCACUAGCAUCUCUGUGCUUAACUGUGGAAAGGGACGGGAAUGGAUUCAUUUAAAUCGGCAGGCCGCCACCUACAAACUUUUUUUAAAAAAAAAACAAAAACCAAAAUACACACCAAAUAAGUAUCAGCCUCCUCCAGAAAACCAUCACUUUUACUUACUCAGAUUCUUUCCACAAGUAGCGCAAAAAAAAAAAAAAAAAUCCAUGUCAUCCUUAAGUAUGCCAAGUGUA